Messenger RNA from Rosa rugosa (rugosa rose), 3156 nucleotides. RefSeq lists its product as uncharacterized. The record is from RefSeq and is a predicted model, not a curated record. The coding region runs from base 1 to 3156 and encodes 1051 amino acids. NCBI's taxonomy places the organism in Eukaryota, Viridiplantae, Streptophyta, Magnoliopsida, Rosales, Rosaceae. The transcript has 5 exons.
AUGAAUACAUUUUCUGGUCCUGUUGCAGAUUCAAUGGAUAAGACAUGGGUUAAGCUACAUAGGAAAAGCACCGAGUAUAAGGUCGGACUUCAAAAUUUCAUCCGAAACUCCCUCAUUGUGGCUUCCCACGAGGGCAAGAUUAAAUGCCCUUGUCAAUUAUGUGCUAAUCGUUCUUGGCGGAGCCCUGGUUUGGUGUACAAACACUUGCAAGCUGAGAAAAUGUCUCCAGACUAUGAAGAUGGAUUGUGGGAUGAACAUGGUGAAGCUUUACCCAAUCCCGUAUUCUUGGAUGAAAUCGAAGAUGAAAUCGAGGACCAACCUGAGGUCAAUCUAGACAUGAAUGAUAUGUUGACAGAUGCAUUUGCAAAUAACAGUCCACCUGGUUCACCCUACAUUGGAGAUGAUGGUGCAACCAUGAACACUGCACCUCCAGAAGUACAAAGAUUUUACAACUUGAUAAAUGAGGCUAAUGUUGAUUUGUAUCCCGGUUCAACAAAGAUGAAAAAAUUGGAGUAUCUAGUGCGCUUGUAUCAAAUCAAGUGUUUGGGAGGAAUCUCUGACAAGGCUCUUUCACUGCUACUGAAAUUGACCAAGUCAAUACUUCCAGAUGGUGAGACACUACCAGACAGUUUCUACAAAGCCAAAAGGUCAAUCUGUGAUCUUGGAUUAAGUUAUGAAAAAAUUGAUGCUUGCCCCAAUGAUUGCAUGAUAUAUUGGAAAGAUACUGCCAAUCUUGAUAAGUGUCAUACUUGUGGUACAAGUAGGUACUUGUAUGAGACCAUUGAAGAUGGCAUAACGACAAGAAAAGUUUCUGCAAAGGUUUUAAGAUAUUUUCCUGUGACACCGCGUCUUCAGCGUCUAUUUAUGUCAAGAUGUACCUCUAAUCACAUGACAUGGCAUGCAACUGAUCGACCCAUAGAUGGAAGAAUGAGGCAUCCUGCUGAUUCACCUGCUUGGAAAGAAUUGGACAGAUUGUAUCCCUCAUUUGCACAAGAAGUGCGUAAUGUCAGGUUAGGCUUAGCAAGUGAUGGUUUUAAUCCAUUCGGUAAUAUGAGUUCAGCUCACAGUAUUUGGCCCGUUGUUUUAACAGUUUACAAUCUCCCCCCAUGGCUUUGUAUGAAGCAACCAUACAUGCUUUUAUCACUUGUGAUUCCAAGUCCCAAAGCUCCAGGGAAUGACAUUGAUGUGUUCUUGGCUCCCUUGAUUGAUGAACUAAAGUCCUUGUGGGAUGUUGGAGCUGCCACAUAUGAUGUGAUUUCAAAACAAAGUUUCACUAUGAGGGCGGCACUAUUAUGGACUAUAAAUGAUUUUCCGGCAUAUGCUAAUCUAUCUGGGUGGAGUACUAAGGGUAAGAUGGCUUGUCCUCAUUGUGGUGAUUACACCGAUUGUUUAAGGUUAUACUAUGGGAAAAAGUUCUGCUACAUGGGACAUCGUCGAUUUCUUCCAAUCAGCCAUCGGUUCCGCAGCCAAAAACGACCUUUUAAUGGAAAACAGGAACAUAGACCCCAUCCUAUACCAAUGACUGGUUUGGAGUGUCUCUUUCAGUUGUCUACACUACAAUUCAAGUUUGGAAAAGCUACUGCUAAACCUCCUCGGAGACGUAAAGGGGAUGCACCACCAUACAACGGACCUUGGAAAAAGGAGAGCAUUUUUUUCCAAUUGCCAUAUUGGAAGGACUUACUCAUUCGACACAACUUAGAUGUGAUGCAUAUUGAGAAAAACAUAUGUGAUGCUGUUCUUGGAACUUUGUUAGGAAUUGAUGGCAAGAACAAGGAUAGUAUCAAGGCACGUGCUGACUUGGAACGAUUGAAUAUAUGGCCAAAACUGCAUCCAGAACGGCGAGCCGGAAAAACAUUUUGCCCUCCAGCUAUAUUUACAUUGUCUAAUGAUGAAAAGACUAUGAUGUGCGAAGUGUUUGCAUCCUUCAGGCCUCCUGACAGUUUCUCAUCUUACAUAGCUGAUUGCGUCCAAGUAAAAGAAAAGAAAUUGGUUGGCCUGAAAAGUCAUGACUGCCACAUUAUCUUGCACCACCUGCUGCCUCUUGCUAUUCGACGAGUUCUUCCAAGACCUUUGUGUAUGGUGUUGCUGGAAUUAAGUUCAUUUUUUCGACACUUAGGUGUAAACAAUUCUACAAGCGAGUCAUUUUCACAAUUGACACCACGCAUAGUCCUUGUUCUUUGCCAGCUAGAGAAAAUGUUUCCACCUUCUUUCUUUGACAUUAUGGUCCAUUUACCAAUCCACUUAGCAUAUGAAGCUGCAAUUGCUGGCCCUGUUCACUUUCGAACGAUGUGGCCUGUAGAGAGGAACUUGGGAACACUUAAGAGGUAUGUGCGUAACAAAAAUCGACCUGAGGGUUCGAUUGCUGAAGGGUACAUUGCUGAUGAGGCCAUGUCGUUUUGUUCCAUGUACUUGGAAGAUUCAGUUACACGCCGGACCAAUCUUGGACGAAAUGCUGAUGCGGAACAUCGAGAUGUGUCUGGUGGUUAUUCAAUUUUCCUUAAUAUUGGUCAUGCUAUUGGAGGUUCGGGUAAAGAAGUGCAUAUGGAUUAUAACGAGUGGCUUCGCGUACAUAGAUAUGUUCUACUUAAUUGUCCAGAGAUCAAACCAUUCGUAGAUCAACACAUCGAAGAGGGAAGGAGAAGAAAGGGUCGAAAGAGGAUGUGGGAAGCUGACCAAGAAUCGUAUAGAACUUUUCCAGACUGGUUUGCAAAACAAGUGAAGGCUAUGCAAAUGGAUCCUGCAACAGUAGUCCACCCAGAUAUGGUUGCUUUGGCCAACGGUCCAGUCAAUUGGUGUAUUAAGCACAACAAUUAUGUGAUUAAUGGUUAUAGAUUUCGAAUUAAUAGGAUUGAUAAGAAAAAAAAAAAUCAAAACAGUGGCGUGUUUGUCCGUGCAACAAGAAAUAGUUAUGCAAGUAGGCAAGAUAGAAAUCCAAGAGAUGGAGAGCUGGACUAUUACGGGGUGCUAAAUGAUGUCAUUGAGCUUAAUUAUGAGGAGGUAGGCAAGAUUGUCUUGUUUGAAUGUGAUUGGUGCAAUAGUGAGGGCAAUUCUACAGGAUUGCAGAUAGAUGAAUAUGGUUUUGUAUCAGUAAACUUUACAAAGCUCAUAUCUGAUGGGGACACUCUCAUACUUGCCUCACAAGCUGAACAAGACUGA